CUCCAUCCCCCGCUGGCCUCCGCGGCCUAGGCCGCUGCCUGUUCCUGUUCAGGGCACGAGAAGCCUUGCUGCAGCAAGUUGAGAAGUUUGGGGGAGGGGGGUCCUCCUUCCCGCCGAGCUCUCUGAGAUUAAGGGCUUGGCCUGCUCAGGUAGAGCACGUACCGGGUCUUGCAAACUCAUCUCCCGGCAGGGAGCGGAGGGAAAGGAGGGACGCGGCUGCUAAGGCUGAGCUUGCGACGGAGUCGGCUGUUACCCGGGGAAGUUCUUUAGGGAGACGCCUCGGAACAGUGGCUUCUUGCGGGAGCGGUGAGGCCAAAGCCGGGGCCCGCGGAGACCGGUCCGGAGAGGCGGCGCGCGUUCCUACAGGGCUCGGGACUGACUUCUUCAGUGCUUAGAGUCUGAGAAAAAUGGCAAAUAUGGAUAGUGAUUCUAGCCAUCUUCUCAUCCCUGAGGUAGAUAAUGAAAUAAAUCCUGGACCUAUGAAUAUCCAGUUUGAUUCAUCAGAUAUAAGAUCCAAAAGGCCUUUCUAUAUAGAGCCCACAAACAUCGUCAAUGUGAAUGAUGUCAUUCAGAGGGUUAGUGACCAUGCCUCUGCAAUGAACAAGAGGAUUCAUUACUACAGCCGGCUCACUGCUUCUGCAGACAAGGCACUGGUUGCCCCAGAUCAUGUAGUUCCAGAUCCAGAAGAGUGCUAUGUGUAUAGUCCAUUAGGUUCUGCUUAUAAACUUCAAAGUUACACUGAAGGAUACGGUAAAAACACCAGUUUAGUAACCAUUUUUAUGAUUUGGAAUACCAUGAUGGGAACAUCUAUACUAAGUAUUCCUUGGGGCAUAAAACAGGCUGGGUUUACUACUGGAAUGUGUGUCAUCAUGCUGAUGGGCCUUUUAACACUUUAUUGCUGCUACAGAGUUGUGAAAUCACGAGCUAUGAUAUCAUCAGUAGAUACCACUACGUGGGAAUAUCCAGAUGUCUGCAGAUAUUAUUUUGGCUCCUUUGGGCAGUGGUCGAGUCUCCUUUUCUCCUUGGUGUCUCUCAUUGGAGCAAUGAUAGUGUAUUGGGUGCUUAUGUCUAAUUUUCUUUUUAAUACUGGAAAGUUUAUUUUUAACUUUAUUCAUCACAUUAAUGACACAGAUGCUAUACUGAGUACCAACGAUAGCAACCCUGUGAUUUGUCCAAGUGCCAGGAGUGGUGACCAUCCUGACAAUGGUUCUAUGAUUUUCUACACCAAUGACUCGGGACUCCAGCAGUUUGAAAAGUGGUGGAAUAAGUCCAAGACAGUGCCCUUUUACCUCAUAGGGCUCCUUCUGCCACUGCUUAAUUUCAAAUCUCCUUCAUUUUUUUCAAAAUUUAAUAUCCUAGGCACAGUGUCCGUUCUCUACUUGAUUUUUCUUGUCACCUUGAAGGCUAUUCGCUUGGGAUUUCAUUUGGAGUUUCAUUGGUUUAUGCCAACAGAAUUUUUUGUCCCAGAGAUAAGAUUUCAGUUUCCACAGCUGACUGGGGUGCUUACCCUUGCUUUCUUUAUUCAUAAUUGUAUUAUCACCCUCUUGAAGAACAACAAGAACCAAGAAAACAAUGUGAGGGACUUGUCCAUUGCUUAUAUGCUGGUGACAUUAACUUAUCUCUAUAUUGGAGUCCUGGUUUUUGUUUCAUUUCCUUCACCACCAUUAUCCAAAGAUUGUAUAGAGCAGAAUUUUUUAGACAACUUCCCUAGCAGUGACAUCCUGUCCUUCAUUGCAAGGAUAUUCCUGCUGUUCCAGAUGAUGACUGUAUAUCCACUCCUAGGCUACUUGGCUCGUGUCCAGCUGUUGGGCCAUAUCUUCGGUGACGUUUAUCCUAGCAUUUUCCACGUGUUGAUUCUUAAUCUAGUUAUUGUGGGAGCUGGCGUGCUCAUGGCCUGUUUCUACCCAAACAUAGGAGGAAUCAUAAGAUAUUCAGGAGCAGCAUGUGGCCUGGCCUUUGUAUUCAUAUAUCCAUCUCUCAUCUAUAUAAUUUCCCUGUACCAAGAAGAGCGUCUAACAUGGCCUAAGUUAAUCUUUCACAUUUUCAUCAUUAUUUUGGGCCUGGCUAACCUAAUUGUUCAGUUUUUUAUGUGAAAUAGUCAACUGUCUUCUCCAGAUCUUUCAUGGUGUUUUGAACUCUGACAACAGUCCCACAUAAACUCACUUGUAAAUGCUGUUGUUGCCGUAAUUAUUAAUGUUUUCCUAAGGUAAUUUGAAACCAAGGGAAAUAGUGGUCCAUUAAUAAGUAAUUCUUGUUAGAAUGGGGAAAAGGGCAGUAAGAGUGGUCUUAAUCUCUUUACCUUUUUCGUAUUCACUCAUCUCUUCAUUCUCACUUGUCUUUUCUGAGUAGAAAUGUAUGCCCCUAGGAAAAAUCAUGCUGGGUUUUGCUUUUAGAGAUGUAGGGUGGGUGGGUUUAUUCUGGCUACAAUAAUGAUUCUCAGAGUGUCAGAGCAACUAUAUUGCCAGAUCCCAUUUCUGUUUUAUGUUUCAGUGAUUCACUUUUAUUUAAUUACUUGCUAUAUCAUUUCUGCAGUUUGCCCAAACCUUUAUUGUUUUGGACAGUAAACCAAAUACCUCAUUUUAAAAAAGAAGUGUCCAUGACAUCAGUGUUAGUAGAGUGAAUUCUUACGUGAGCCCUUAAUCUCUGUUUUAAAAAAGAAAGAAGGGAAAAAAAAAAAAAGCAAUGUCAGCGCAGGCCCCAUGGUCAUGAAACUUAUGUAAAAUAAAGGAACUAGGAGAGAGUUUGUUGCUAUCUGACUCCUCUUUUGUUUCUAAUCCAGUUCCAGUUCCCCAAGCCAUAUUUUGCAUAGGAACAAGUAUGAUUGUCCUCAUAGACCCAGGGGGCUCUUUGGCUUUUUGGACCCCUGAGGAUUGCAUAGGAUGUGAUGUCAGGACCAGUGAGGAAGAAUAUAGGAAGCAUGGAAGAGAGGGAUAUAUGAGGCGUUAAGGGAAUAGAGAGGGGCCAGAAAGAGUGAGGCCUCCUUAAAAGUGUAUUCUCUGCUGGGGGUGAAAGUGAUUUCUUCAACACAGGAAAGGAUUACUUUUGUUCAAAGUAUGACCUCCAGAAGGAGACCCCCUCAACUUACUUCUGUAACUGUCAGGGUAGAGGUUAAAUCCCCAAAUCAAAAACUACUUGGAUCUGAGAAAAGGAUUAGGGAAUCUGAAUUCUUUGAUUGGCACUCUCCUCUUUUCCUUUCAAACUAAAAACUAAACCAAAAUCUAAAUCCAUGUCUUUCAUGUAAUAUAGCCUCCAUGUUCAGCUGGAAAAGUUAGAUUUCUCUAAUUUUAUGAUACCAUUAAACAGUGUAUUGUGUUAAUACACAUCCCAAGAUAAUGUGUAGAUUUGUGUUAUUUUCCUUCCUUUGAGAAAGACAGGUGAAAUGGUUUUUUAAACCUGGUAAAGAGCCCCAGAUUCAAGACCAGCCGUUCUUCCUUUUAGCAGAGCUUUCUAUCUAGUCCAUAGACCCAUACCUAUACUGAUGAACUAUACUGUCUAAAGCUCUUUUUUAAAAAGUCUCAUUAUGAAAAUUCUCAAGCAUACACAAAAGUAGAAAAAAAUAAUAUGAUAAAUCCCCCCAUACCCAUCCCCUACAUUUAGUAAUUAUAAGACUUUGCCGCAUUGCUCACCUAUCCCCCUUUUUUUCUCUUCCACUGAAACAUUUUAAAGUCAAUCUUCAAGUUAUGUCAUUUCAUCUCUACAAACCUUAAUAUGUACUUGAACUUAGUUACGUUUAUUGAGGGAGACAGUCUCUCUGAAGUUUUUUGUUGUUGUUGUUAGCAGAAACUGCUGGUAGAAGUUAGGUAAUUAGAAAAUGCUGCAUUACGUGUCUGGAUCCCUGUGUUAACCUCUCUUAGAACAGGAAUAUAAGGCGUGGAGAAAAUGUGUCUCUGUGCCUCUGCAUCUUUAUGAUUUGAGAGUUUUGUUCAGUUAGAGACAUAGGAAUCAAAAGCCAGACCUUGAGAGAUCUUCCAGGCUUAAUCCUUGUUUAUCUCUAGUUGCCUCCCUUGUCUUUAAAAACUUCAGAGACAAAGUUGCAUUGCCUUUUUUCAAUGAUAUACUUGAAUGUUUUAACACAUAGAAAAGUGAUUUGGUAUAUUUUUGCACAUUUAAUAAUCAAAGUGAAUAUGAAAAUGAAUGCAUUAUUGAUUAAACUAAAAAGCAACGUGAUAUUUGCUUUUUGUUUUCUUUAAGAGACUUGCUGAUUUAGAAUUUCCAAAAUCCUAUGUUAGACUUAUGCUGAAUGCUGAAUGACUUUGCCUCCUUAGGUUUUUCUUCACAAAACCAGCUCCUUUGGCCUAUUAAUUAGCUUGGUCGGAAAACUCUUUGUGUACAUGUGUCCUGGCUCACAAAUUAGAAUGAUGAGAUGAGAUCUCAUUCUGAUCAUAUUACAAUUAAUUUUAGACUUUCUCUGCUGUCAUCUCUUUGAAUUUUCUAAUUAAAUUUCUUUCACUUUUUGCUCUGAUGUGGUUAAUCUUAGUUUCUUUGAAUUUAGCUUAUUUAACACAUAACUGAGGACGUUAUAAAAUUUAAAAUAGCUUGUUUAGAGAGCUCUUCCUUGGAAAGGCUCUGGAUGAAUAUGUGGUAUGCUAAUACUAUUGCCAGAAAGGACAAAGAAAUAUGCUUUGACAUUUGACACCUAUGGAUGAUCAUCCAAAAUCAGUUUCAUCAUCACACCCAAAAAAUGUAUUGGAAUAAAGAAUAAACUUACCCACAAAAAGGGACUGUGUUAGAGGGAAAUAUUCACUUCAUUUACACUAAAUAUAUUUUACAAAUACAAUACAGCCACUAAAUGUAGAGGCAGAAGAGUUUUUGGUUUCUACUUGGAGUUCAUUAGGAGAAUUUUUUUAUCUGUAUUUUGACUUACUCAUUUCCAUAAAUAAUUGAAUAACUACUAUCAGGGAGGGGGAAAUUUCCCCCCAUCCCUCUUGAGUUCUUUUGGCUGGUCUAAUAAUUAAAUUGACCCAAGACAUAUUAACGGGAGAAAGAAGCAAAACAAAACAAUUUAAUUUGCAUGUGUAGAAUUCUCAUAGAAAUGGGACCCCCGAAGUGACCAAAGCAAGCUGUUCAUAUAUCAUUUUUAGACAAAGAAAGAUUUGUGAAGAUUUAACUUAUGCUAGGGAGCAAACUGCUGAAGAAGUAACAACAUUUGUUUAUAGUACAGCUUUUUAAGCCUUGAGUUCCCUAACUCGGGUGAUAAGGACGCUUUGUAGCCUCCUGGUAUAGGGAGGAUACCUUCACCUGGGAGAUUUAUUUCUCGCUUUCCUGGGGAAGGGGUAAGUCAGAGUGUUUUUUAAUGGCUUUUGUUUCCACCAGCUGUUUCUCAAGUAACUUUAAUUCAAAAUAAUCACUGUGCCACUGUGGCGUAUCUUGAGGAAGCCUGUCCUGAGCCCCAGCACUGCCAUGUUCGGUACUUUGGAGGAGGCAAGUAUGUAUAAGACAUCACUCAUAUCCUAAAGGAACUUGUGGUCUAGUAAAGGAACUACGCCUACAGUUGACUAUAAUGCAAGGCACUUUCAGACAAAGAGAAACAGAUCCCUUCCAGUCGGGAUCCUCAGGGAGGGCAGGUAAAGAAAGCUGAGUGGUAAAGCUGCAAGGACACAUUUUCAGCCUUCUCCUAAUAACUGUACAAAAUUUUAGGUGUUUGACACAUUCACCAUCAAGUGGGAUCUUCUAAAGUGUAAUUGCUUUUACUUUGGCAAAUUUUCUCUAGGAUAAGUUUUAUAAGAAAUAUUUAACUGCUUCUGUAUACUGUUUAUUGUUCUCUUUGCAUUUUAACACUGCAAGAUUCACUUCUGUGAAUCUUGGACAGCAAAGUACAAUUGGUCAAUAGGGGAAAUAAUCAGUAACACAUUGGGCAGUACAAACAGAAAGAUUCUAUAAGAUUUUCUCUCCAAAAAUUUGACUUAUUUAUCUGUAUUCAAAACGUCAAAUGUUUGGGCUCAUUGAUUAGAGCAGAAAAUAUUGAUGCUGCUUGUUUUCUUUACAAAGGACUGACCUGUUGCUUUUUAGAAUCUGGUCGUGGUGAUGUGGUGGUGGUUUGUUUUCUCAUCCCAGUUCAAACGUCCAAAAGAAAAUCCAAAUCUAGCUGACACCUAAACAAUAGAAUGUUACAUUAGUUUGUUGUCCAAAAUGGAACGCGCACAAGGCAGCCUGGCUGGCCCCAGUUUCACAGUCGACUGCCGACUUCACUUCAGAUUAUGUAAACAUGUAUUGCAAAACAGCUCUGACGGGAACCUCAUAACCUAAACACUAUUCUCUGAAAUGUAAUUUGUUGUCUUUUUAUAUAAAAGAAGAAAUUAAAUCAAAAUUAUUUUGAAGAAAAACUACUCUGGGAUUUUGUUUAAUUGAACUUUGCCAGGAAAUGACAUUGCCUAGUAGCACUGACCCCAGGGUAGAAGGAGGCCAUCUUUUGCAGGGUCAGACUUCUCAAGUGACUCUGCGUGUGUCACAUCAGGUCACUCAAGUGACCGAUGCAUGUCUUACAUGCCCUCCCUCAUGUUCUAGAUCCUAAAAAAAAAAGGUAUAUGCUUUGUAUGUUAACCAAAACCUAAAAUGAUCAUCCCUUUUGGACAAUAAACUGUUUGACUUCUCCCUCUAAGAGCAUUUCAGAAUGAAUGUGGCACUUCAGAUAAGUGUAGCCCAGUUUCUGGCAAAGAGCUUAGUAUCAUAAUCUUACAGAGCCAUUUAAGGCAAUAGAGAGCUCUUAUCUUCUGCCUGCCUUAAGUAAAAUUCCUUUUUCUCCCCAAUGUCAUUUUUUUUUUUUUAUAUUUCUCAACUCUUCUGCAAAGAUAAAAUAAGGCUAUGUCUUUUUAAAAGAUUAAAAAUUCCUCCAUUCUCCUUAUUCAUCUCAGGCCAUAAAGUACAGGGCUGGGAUAGGGAUUAGAAAGGGCACACUCUGCAGAUUUUUCCUCCUUUGGGUCUCUCUUGAUGUCCCAAGUAAUCCAACUGUGUUUGGUUUUAACAGACACUUAAUAUACACUUGUUUAAUCAAUCAAUUAAUGAGGCAGGGUUCCACUUUAAUGGAAAACAAUAAUUGCUACUUUUUAAGAGUGUUUCGUUUCUACUUGGAGUUCAAUACCCCAAAAAAAAAAAAAAAAAAAAAUUGGGCCAAUCAGGUUCAGAAUUAGUCUCUCGGCCAAUAUUUAAGUACUAACCGGAUGCCAGACUCUGUGCUAAGCACAGAGUAUCCAGUGGUAAACAAGGUGGAUGUGGCCCUGACAGCAUCCUUGCCCACCCUCUAAACUCCGGCAGCUGGUCAUUUUCCAAGAUAAAACUUUGAUUAUAAUCACACAAAGUUAUGUAGACAUGUGGACAAAUACUGGAAGGGGCCACAGAAGAAUAAAUGUGGGUUACCUGUUGAAGUGAUGAGGUUCUAGGUGAAUCAUUUAUGUUGUUACUUUAUUAUCUGCAUGACAAACUUUCUAAAAGGAUGUCUGUUAUAAAAGAAGGCUUGUAGAAAUUUAUCUAUACUCAAGCCAUGAAGUAAAGGACCAACUUACAAAGAACCUUUGGAAUGGGGGAUAGAGGUCAUUGGUUACAGGGCAGGUCCAGGUUUAGUGGAGCCUGAAGUUAUAUAAUUUGUUCUACCCUCUUAAGGAAAAACAUACAAAAUUAGGAAGAACCCCAUACAAGUGAGGAUCCCUUACUUUAACUUGUUUUAGCUUUAAGGUAAAUCAUCCACACAGCUCUGGGGACGGGAUUUAGAAGACUGAAGGAGGUGUAAUGAAAAGUUUCAGCACUCGGAUAUGUCAAGCUUUGAGUGCCUCUGCUACCUUUAAGAACUGCAACUUUUACUAGAUCUGAGCCUUUACUUCUGAAAGAAUCUAAUUGGAUUUAGCAAAAUAGCAUGGGAUACAAAUUCAGUAAUGGUUAAUAUGGGAUCACAAUAGGACAUUUUUCUUUUUUAGAUUAGAGAGUUUUUACUUGGGGAUGGGUUUUGCAGCGGGGCGGGGUGGGGGGUUCCUUUUAACUUUACAGAAAUAAUAGAGUUCAAAGAUACUGUUUGUCAAAUACCUAUUCAAUGAAUCUUAGAGAUGAGGAACAUUUUAAGGGCUCUUGAUGCAGAAAACAAGCCACCAAAAGCAACAUUAGAAUAAGGUGACAUUUAUUUAUUUAUACUUCACUUUAUCCCGGAAGGGACCUGUUUUCACUACAAUAAAGUAAAAUCAACUUUGCACAAUUAAGUCUCUUUUUUUAGAGACUAAAUUAGAACUUUAUGACACUCCUUAAGGAGAGGAAACUAUUCAAAUAAUUAUACCUUUUAUAAUUUUAUAGUUCUUUGUAGCUCAUAUUAUAGUUCUUUAUUGUAGGUAGAUAAAGCAUAAUUCAAUGCAGUAAACGUAUUGAUGAUUGUCCUAGAAUUGGAAAUGCAAAUACAGAGUUAUCCUUCCCAGUGCUGCUAGAAUUCUCUUAAUGUAACAUGACCCUGAUUAUAUCCCUCCUCUGUAAAAUCCUUCAGUGCCCCAGUAGAAAAAUGGGCAAGGGCCUUUGUAACAGACAGCCUUCAGAGGAACAACUGCAAGUUAACAUGAAGAUUUUAAAAGUUCAGAGUCAAAAUACUGAUCUGUGCUAACAGAUAAACCUCAAAAACAUUAUGAAAGUGAAGGAAGCUAGAUGCAAAAGACUAACAGUUUCAUUUAUAUGAAAUGUCUAGACAGGGCAAAUUUAUAGGAACAGAAAGCAAAAUAGCAGUUGCCUCUGGGGGUGGGAGCAGGGAUUCACUGUAUAUGGCUAUGUGGAGGAGAUUUUCUAGGGUGAUAGAAAUGUUCUAAAAGUGGAUUAUGGUAAUAGUUGCACAACUAUAUAAUUACUAAAAUCAUUGAACUGUACACUUACAUUGAAUUUUAUGAAGUGUAAAUUAUCCCUUGAAGCAGUUUUAAAAAAGGUUCAACCUCAGUAGAAAAGUAAUUUAAAAUGCUUUCUCCUUGUCGAAUACUAAAAUAAUAAUAACAUUAUUAUUAUACACUGAAAAAGGUAUGGGAAUGAACACUCAUACACAAGUGGCUGGUGUAAAAGUGGGUGUAAACUUUCUGAAGGUAAUUUGACAGUAUGCAUCAGAGCCUCAGAAUGCUCAUAUACUUUGACUCACUUCCAGAUGUAUGUCCUAAUUGGAAGGUGUGGAUAUAUAAACACAAAGAGAUAUUUAUAUCUUUACUAUUUGUAAUGGAAGAAUUAGAAACAACCUAAGUGUCCAACAAUAGGAGAUAAAUUAUAGAAUACUCAUCAAUAGAAUACUGUUUAACUAUUUAAAAUGAUGAUGCAGAUGCCUAUAUGUAAUAAGUGUCAAAAAGAUGUUUAUAAAUAUAAGUCAAGAGAGAGUACAAUUAUGUAUAGAAUUUAAAACAUUUGUGUAUAUAUAUGUAUAUAUUUGGAAGUUUAUAUAACAUGAAUUUUGGGCAUCUCUGGGUAUUA
Molecule: messenger RNA, 9411 nt
Organism: Balaenoptera ricei (Rice's whale)
Lineage: Eukaryota; Metazoa; Chordata; Mammalia; Artiodactyla; Balaenopteridae
Gene: SLC38A9
Product: solute carrier family 38 member 9
Exons: 15
Coding region: 408-2093 (561 amino acids)
Biological process (GO): amino acid transmembrane transport
Molecular function (GO): amino acid transmembrane transporter activity
Source: RefSeq, a predicted model, not a curated record